Messenger RNA from Zea mays, 600 nucleotides. RefSeq lists its product as uncharacterized. The transcript is spliced from 3 exons. Bases 82 to 291 code for a protein of 69 amino acids. NCBI's taxonomy places the organism in Eukaryota, Viridiplantae, Streptophyta, Magnoliopsida, Poales, Poaceae. Gene Ontology annotation, cellular component: plasma membrane. The record is from RefSeq and is marked validated.
ACGCUUCCACUACAACAGCAUCAUCGAUCGCCGAGCGUGCGUGCUCUAGCUCUAGCAAUAGCAGCGAGGAGACGGUCGAGGAUGGAUCAGAACAACAGCAACAGGCAGCAGCAGCAGGCGCCGCCGCCACCACCCGCGGGCUACCCGACGGCAGGCGCGGAGCAGCAGGGAGGCAGCGGCAGGAAGCAGGGACGCCGGGGGAAGACGACCUCGCGCGGGGAGAAGGGCUUCAUCGAAGGAUGCAUCGCGGCGCUCUGCUGCUGCUGGAUCUGCGAGAUGUGCUGCGACUAGGCAGCCCCCCCUUCCCUCCGCCGCCAGGCUUUGAGCCUUUGACAGGAACGGAGAGAUCUGCUCCACCCAUAGCUGCAGUUGUGGCUGCACGUACUUGUUGAGCUGUUGUGUUGUGUCCAUCUCGGUACUUUUUGAUUUGUUAUUAGUAGUAGCUGUGAUGACGAUGCAUGGGCUGCUCUGUCUUCUGCAGCUCUAGCAUUACACUCACUACUACGUGUGCGUGUUGUACCGUUUUGUAUUGAGUGGUGACUUGAAGGUGGCGCUGGUGAUUUGUACUACCUUCUAUAUAUGCAUACUCCUUGGUACGCA